Messenger RNA from Mixia osmundae IAM 14324, 1233 nucleotides. RefSeq lists its product as uncharacterized. Gene Ontology annotation, cellular component: RNA polymerase I complex. Bases 1 to 1233 code for a protein of 410 amino acids. Gene Ontology annotation, biological process: DNA-templated transcription initiation. The transcript has 4 exons. The record is from RefSeq and is a predicted model, not a curated record. Lineage: Eukaryota; Fungi; Basidiomycota; Mixiomycetes; Mixiales; Mixiaceae.
AUGGUGGAACCCCACCAGCCUGUAGCGAGCACGUCGACAGCUCAUCUGAAGAAGAAGCGACGAGCUGAGCGUCAGUUGAAGCCGGAUGCAAACUCCUCAAAACUCGUCGACAAUCAGCUUACACAGAGCCGCUGGCAGUCUGACGAGCGCAAACAUGACGUGCAGGGUCCGGCAGAGUCUGAACAGAGCAAGGAACCGCGACAGACAACGACAGAGCGCGCUGGCCGCUCGCAAGUGAGCAAGGUACCUCCGCAUUCGGCUCUGCAUUGGAUCGUUGCUAGCAUGCGCAUCCCACUCGCACCUGUCUUCAUGGGCGAUCCAGACGAGGGGAUCAGGCAAUGGCUGGAUUCCUACCUCAUGCGAUAUCUACCCAGUCUGGGCGGAGUCUUGCUGUCAUACGAGCUGCCUGUUCGACACAAAGAUGCGCGUGCAGCCAUGGUACCCUCUACUGGCUUCUUGGACCUGCAAUUCGACGUCGAUGCCCUUGUAUUUCGGCCAGAGUUGCUCACUCGCCUAGAGGGCCGGAUCACCAACUCUACGCCAGGUCACAUCAGCUUGCUCGUUUAUGACCUCUUCAAUGCGAGUAUAGCGCGUCAGCAUAUCGAUCUUCGAGCGUACCGCUACGAUCCCGACCGUGCUGUACCUCGCCCACGUGAGAAGAAACGGAAGCGAAAAGAGCGCAACAAUUCGCAGGAUCAUGUCCUCUUCGAGACGGCAGACUAUGAGGCCACAUCAGACUCGCAAGGCGAUGCAGGCUUGCUCAGACCUGAUCCGACGGUACCGCUCGAAGAUACGAUGCACUCCGAACAAGGGCAGUGGGUACACAGGAAGACAAACGAGGUAUUAGGCGAUCAGACAGGCCAUCUCAGCUUCACCGUCGUUGGGCUCACGUUUGCAAAUCUGAUGAUAUCCAUCAAAGGCUCGUUGCUACAGAAUCCAGCCGAACCGCCAGAGGAACGUGAACAUGACGACGAUGAGAACCAGACACGAGCUGGCAGACUUCAUCUUGAUGAAGACAUACCCGCGACCGAGCUGCGAGAAGAGACGGUAUCCUUCGAGCCUGCGCCUGCCAAAGCAAUCAUGUCAAGAGAAGACGCACAGAUCAACCAUCCUUCCGACGGCCGUGCGGGUCACAACCAGCUCGAUGCAACAAUCGCCGACCUUGCCGUGCCCGUCUCAAGCAAGGGCAGCAAGAAGCACAAGAAGAAGCGCAAGGAUCUUGUCGAUGACUGA